AUGUUUCUUAAACAUAAUGAUUUAGCUAAAAACCUUUUGCUAUCUUAUUGUUUUAUUUACUUAUUAUGUAAUUUUACUGUUAAUGGAUAUAAUAUUAUUUAUUCGAGCAGCAAAAAUGAUCUGCAAUAUAAAAACUUUGACGUAAAUUCAAGUCAUGAUGGAGCACUUGUAAUAAAAAUCUUUGACGAUCAUAACAGCAAUAACUAUAAAGGAAUUCAUACACUUUUACCAAAUGGAUCUACCACAUAUAUAGACCUUGAUUUUGCGAAUAAAAGUAUCAAUAUUGAUCGUAUAUUCCCUUUAACUAUGAGCCUUUAUUUUCUACUUUAUGAUGAUGUUGUUGAUGGCAGCAAGCAGGUCACUGGAAUGUUAAUAGAUUGGAAUAAUCAUAUUAUAAAAGAGUUUUCUGUAUUUUCAAUGAUUGAUGGAAAUUAUGGGUUUGUUACAACAGAAGCAUUAUCUGUUAAUUAUAGCACGUUAAAUACAUCUGUAUCAACAAUCUAUUUACAUUAUAGUCUUUUAUCACUCUCAACUCUCAGUAUUUCUGAAAAAUUUUUACUUUAUUCAGCGAAAAAUGUUAACAAUAUAGUAUUUAUUUCUUGUUCAUCAAGUUACAGUGAAGAUGGAAAUAUAUGCAUGAUGACAUUAGACGAAAAUUUUACGAAACAAAUUAUUACAACAUAUCAAAUUGUUUUCUUGUCAUCUGGCUCUGUUACUAAAUUAAAUAUACGAUAUAUUAACAUUAAUAUAGAAUCAUAUUAUAUUUUACCUUUAUUUUAUGGUGGAUCAAUUAUAACUAGUUGGUCCACUACAGCAUCCACUACAGCAUCCACAGAUCCUCCUGAGAAUCCUAAUAUUAAUUUAAAUUUUGAAAUUGUUUCUGAUAAUGCUCUUCGUAAUUUGAGUGGGCAUAUUAUUCCACUUAAUAACAAUGACAGUGAAUAUGAAUGGGAUUUAAAUCCGAUCGCAACAUUUUCAAAAGCAAUGUUUGACAUAAUGAUGAAUAAUACUUACAUAUUAUAUGUAGCAUAUAAUGAUAGUAGUUGGGACAUUUUCAGCAAGAAUGUGGAAAAAUUCAGAAAUGACUCUGGUUAUGAAAAUCCGAAUGUUAUUUCAACUUAUCCAAAAAUUAAAGAUACUAUCUCACCACGUAUAAGUUCUAUAAGUCUAACACUUUCAAAUCAGAUCUCUAAAUCAUCGAAAAAGCUCUAUAUUUAUCAAAUUAAUACAACUACUAACCAAUACCAGUUUAGACAAUUUUAUUCUGGAAAUUCCGAAAAUUGCACAGUUCAAAAUAAUACAAUUUUAUGUGAUAUUUCACAAAGUAUUAUUAAUCGAUGGAAUUCUUCUUAUGCAAUUGUGGUGGACAAUAAUUUUAUAAAAUUUGCUUCAACGGAUGAACCUAUUUAUGGUAUUGCAGAAAAAAUAUGGACAUUUAAUACUAGUUCACGUUCAGCUACGGUUAUUGUACGCUUAACCCAUGAAGGAACUGGAGUUUAUGAUUCUCUUUCAGAAUCUGAAAAAUCUAUAUUUUUAAAUAGUUUAUUAAAUGAACUAAUUGAAAGCAUUCCUACUACUCCUGGAAGAUUAUUAUUAACAAAUCGAAUACAAUAUGAUCCAUCAACAUCUCCUGCACAAUAUUUAUUGCAAAUUGAAAUUUCGGGAUCAUCUGAUCUUUAUCAAGUAUCCGUACCUCAUAUAAUCAAUGAUAUGGAAUCAUUGAUAAUAAAUAAAGAUACUUCAAUAAUGUCAUUUAAUAAUCAUACAAAGUAUUUAGAUUCUUCGUAUGGAGUUAAAAUAAAUAUAAAUUUUUGGGAUGAAAUAAAAUACAAAUUACUUGGAGCAUCAAUUGGAUUACUUAUUUUAAUUUUGGAUAUUUUAUUUAUUGUGAAAAAUGGAAAAGACGUUCCUUCACUAUAUUUGCCCAGCAUUAUUAUAUUAUGUUUUGCAAUAUUGACUAAUUUAUCUGCUGCAAUUCUAUUCAUAAGUUAUGAAUUAAAAUAUAAUAAGUUAUUUGCUAAAUGGAUUUAUAAAUAUAUAAAUAUUGUUCCGAUAUUUGUUAUACUUUCAGGAUCGAAUGUAAUGAUAUUGGAUUUUUUAACUUCAAAUUUUGGUGGAUUUGAAUUAUUUGAUGCUCCAUUUUUGGAUUGUACUAGAAUUUGGAUCUUUUGGGGUUCUAUUGCUAAAACUAUUAUAGAAAAUAUUCCUCAGUUUAUUAUACAGAUUUUAUACUUUCAAAAUACGGUCAAAUAUGAGGCUAUUCCAUUUUUAACAUUAGUAACCGGAUCUAUUGUUUUGUUAAAUGAUAUUAUUUUAAAAUUAUUUAAAUUUAUUAAUAAGGCCAUAAUGAAUAUGGCAGCUAAAAAAGGUUUGCUUAAUUUAAAGCUAUCAACAAAUAAUAAUGAUCAAUUGUAUAAUGAUGUUUUAGAGCUUUUACAUAGUAAGAAUCUUAGUUGGGAACAUGGAACACAAAAUUCAAUUGGUAUAUCAUUUAUUAAUGAACUUGUAUCUCUCCUUUAUUAUUUGGAUAAUAAGCACAAAGCUCUUAAAUUAUGUAGUCUUAAAAUACCAUCAGUAUUUCUUCAAUUACUAUUAAAUUAG
Dentiscutata erythropus is the source of this 2601-nucleotide messenger RNA. Lineage: Eukaryota; Fungi; Glomeromycota; Glomeromycetes; Diversisporales; Gigasporaceae. The record is from the annotation of a GenBank genome assembly.